This is a messenger RNA of Acipenser ruthenus (sterlet), 1681 nucleotides long. Its product is annotated as zinc finger protein 239-like. The record is from RefSeq and is a predicted model, not a curated record. Gene Ontology annotation, molecular function: RNA polymerase II cis-regulatory region sequence-specific DNA binding; DNA-binding transcription factor activity, RNA polymerase II-specific. Gene Ontology annotation, biological process: regulation of transcription by RNA polymerase II. The coding region runs from base 120 to 917 and encodes 265 amino acids. Lineage: Eukaryota; Metazoa; Chordata; Actinopteri; Acipenseriformes; Acipenseridae. The transcript is spliced from 2 exons.
AAGAACUACAACUCCCAGAGGCAUUGCGGCACGGCUAGUUUGCGCCUCGAAGUCCCAGAGGCCUUUGCCGACAACCGGAAACGCGAGAGAGAAAGAGGGGAAGAGGGGGAGGAAAUAAGAUGGAGUUGGUCUCGAUCAAAGAGGAGGCUUCCGAACCAGAACCCGCGUCCGUGAAAGUGGGAGACUCGGAGGAGAUCGAGGUCACGGUAAGCGAAAAAGAGUCCCACCUCUCUGCCGCGGCCUCCCACCGCUGCCCCGAAUGCGGACGGACCUUCGCUCACUCCGGGCACCUCAAAACCCACCGGCGCGUCCACACGGGAGAGAAACCCUAUCGCUGCAGCGAGUGCGGGAAGAUAUUCACCCAGCUGGGGAACCUCAAAGAACACUGGAGAAUCCACACUGGGGAGACCCCUUACCAGUGCCCGGACUGCGAGAAGAGCUUUGCUCACUAUGGGAGCCUGCGAACCCACCGGCGCGUCCACACGGGAGAGAAACCGUACCCCUGCGGGGCGUGCGAGAAGAGCUUCGGACAGCUGGAGCACCUCCGGAACCACCUCCGCGUCCACACAGGAGAGAAACCGUUCCACUGCUCCGACUGCGGGAAGAGUUUCAGCCAGGGGGAGCACCUGAAGAAGCACCGACGCACUCACACGGGGGAGAAGCCGUUCCAGUGUGGGGCGUGCGGGCAGAGCUUCAGCCAGCUGGAGAAUCUGAGGAAGCAUCAGCCCACCCACACCGGGGAGAAGCCUCAUCAGUGUGAGAGGUGCGGGAAGUGUUUCACCAGAGCCGGGACCCUGAGCCAGCACCGGAGACUUCACACAGGAGAGAAGCCGUAUCGCUGCGGCCGCUGCGGGGGAGGGUUCACCUUCUCCAGCCAGCUCAAAGCUCACCACUGCCAGCCGGAAACUGCCACCUAGUAGAGGCAAAAUGUGUUAUGGUGGACCAGCGGUUAGAGACAGGGUCUUGUUACCAGGAGGUUCAAAUCACCCGGCUCAGCCACUGACUCCUUCUGUGUGUGUGUGUGACCCUGAGCAAGUCACUGAACCUCCUUGUGCUCCGUCCUUCGGAUGAGACGUCAAACAAACGAGCUCCUAUUGGAAGUGACUCUGCACCUUACAGAAUGGACUCACUCAGCUUCAUAGAUUCCAAUGAAAGCUGCUGAAUAAUGUUCCCUUGUUAACAUAUUGAAUUCCACCCCCUCUAUAUAGAAUGAACUCCCUCAGCUUCAUAGAGUCCAAUGAAAGCUGCUGAAUAAUGUUCCCUUGUUAACAUAUUGAAUUCCACCCCCUCUAUAUAGAAUGAACUCCCUCAGCUUCAUAGAGUCCAAUGAAAGCUGCUGAAUAAUGUUCCCUUGUUAACAUAUUGAAUUCCACCCCCUCUAUAUAGAAUGAACUCCCUCAGCUUCACAGAGUCCAAUGAAAGCUGCUGAAUAAUGUUCCCUUGUUAACAUAUUGAAUUCCACCCCCUCUAUAUAGAAUGAACUCCCUCAGCUUCACAGAGUCCAAUGAAAGCUGCUGAAUAAUGUUCCCUUGUUAACAUAUUGAAUUCCACACCCUGGGCUUUGUAUAGUUUUCCAUCUAAAUGAACAAAUGUUCCGAAAUCUAACAUGAAAGUCUACUGUAGACUCUUGCGAUAUUAUUACACGAUGUUAAAUAAAAUAUCUGAAUGAUGUGCAUAUAGU